GAGCCGAGCCGCCAGCAACAAGCAUUCGAUUUUUUUUUUAUUUUUAGCCGUGAAACGAUGAAGGCCAUCAGUCCCGUCCGCUCGGUGAGGAGCUGCUACAAGGCCGUGUGCUGCAUCUCGGAGCAGAGCCUCGCCAUCAGCCGGACUAACAAGCACGCGUGCGUGGACGAGCCGGCGGGCGCCCUGUGCGACAUGAACGACUGCUACUCCCGGCUGAAGGAGCUGGUGCCCAGCAUCCCGCAGAACAAGUCCGUCAGCCAGGUGGAGAUCCUGCAGCACGUGAUCGACUACAUCUUCGACCUGCAGAUCGCGCUGGAGGCGGAGGACGCGCCGCAGAUGGUCCUGUCGAUAAAGACUGCGGAUAUUACUCGCAAUUUCUCCAAAGAAGAAGGCAGAUUGUGCCAUUAAAGCCGAGCACGAGAAAUCACGGUGCAGGGAAACACAUGUCUCCACUUCACUCCGGGCAAGAGGACAAGAGGGGCAGAAAGGGUGGGAUAGGUAUUUGGGAGAGAAGGAGAAGAAGAAGAAGAAGAAGAGGAGGAGGGAGGAGGAGGAGGAGGAGGUGGAGGACGACGUGGUGGAGGGGUUUAAAGAAAAGAACAAGAAGAAGUGGACUGUUUCCUAUGAGUGGGGAUCAACAGUAGUGCAUGAGCAAGAAAACAGAGACUCAUUCUUUGGCUCCUGGACAGACGAAUCAACACACCAAAGCAGAAGCCAGAAUUGGAAACUGAAAGCGAGCAGCUUUGUAUGCCUUCCUCUCAAACUUGGGGUUCCUGAUCUAGAUAGAAGUAGAAAUGUUGGUACAUUUUCCUUUUUAUUUCCUUUGUUUUUUUUAAUAUACUGCAUUCCAAACCAAUUUUUUCGACUGAUCUCCACAUCCAACCUGACCUACACAUUGUCUUAUAUCACCACCUCACAUAAGUGUCCCCAAAAUGUGUUUUCCCAUGAUCUACAGACUGUUAAACCUCUUUUAAGAAUGUGUACAUAUCUGCUGUGGGUAUGUAAGGCGCGAGUCACUCGGGAUGUUGGUAUUUUUUUUCUUUGAAUGGGAGUGUGAGUCUUCUUAGGUAUAAUCAGAACUCUAUACUAGAGUUGAUUGUAAAUGUUUGUAGGGAUUGUGACAUUUCUACAGACACUGUGCUGUGAGUUUCAUAAACUCUUUAUUAUGUUUUUUUUUUUUUUUUGCUUUGUAUGUAUGUUCUUACGUAAUGAAAAUAAAACGGGAAGUGAAUAAGCUCU
Molecule: messenger RNA, 1239 nt
Organism: Salarias fasciatus (jewelled blenny)
Lineage: Eukaryota; Metazoa; Chordata; Actinopteri; Blenniiformes; Blenniidae
Gene: id3
Product: inhibitor of DNA binding 3
Exons: 3
Coding region: 58-408 (116 amino acids)
Biological process (GO): cell differentiation; negative regulation of transcription by RNA polymerase II; circadian regulation of gene expression
Cellular component (GO): cytoplasm; nucleus
Molecular function (GO): transcription regulator activity; protein dimerization activity
Source: RefSeq, a predicted model, not a curated record